AUGGCAAAUGCAAACUCCAUCUAUAUUGCUGUUAUUGGUGCCGGCGGAGUGGGCCAAUGCUUCCUAUCCCAGCUACGAGACUUGGCCGUAAGACGACCUUCCCCGAAGCUCAACCUCUGCUACAUCGCUACCAGUCGAAAAGCUCUCUACAAUGACGAUUACUCGCCCCUCAAUCUGGGUCAGGCCAUAGAGACAUUGCGCAAAUCCGCCAAGUCCUCCACUGGUCUCGCUGAGCUUGUCGCCUAUCUUACCAAGGCUCCGGGGAAAGCCAUUGUUGUCGACAACACCAGUUCCCAGGAUGUUGCCGAAGCGUAUCCUAUGCUCCUCGACGCUGGUAUCAGCGUCGUCACGCCAAACAAGAAAGCCUUUUCUGGAUCGUACAAAUUGUGGCAAGAUAUUUUCAUGGCUGCCAAUGCUUCGGGUGCCAAGGUCUACCACGAGUCCUCCGUCGGUGCCGGACUACCAGUGAUUUCGACGUUGAAGGAUCUUGUAGAGACUGGCGACCAAGUGACCAAGAUUGAAGGAGUGUUCAGUGGCACCAUGUCGUUCCUAUUCAACUCCUUCGCCCCGGUCGGUGGGGGUGGUGGUAAGUGGUCGGACGAGGUCAAGAAGGCAAAAGCUCUCGGCUACACCGAACCUGAUCCGCGGGAUGAUCUCAACGGCCUUGACGUUGCCCGUAAACUGACUAUUUUGGCCCGGUUGAUUGGCCUGCCGGUUGAGUCGCCGACCUCGUUCCCUGUCGAGAGCUUGAUUCCACAAGAACUGGAAUCCUGCGCAACGGGCGAUGAAUUCCUGGAGAAACUGCCGGCUUUUGAUGAGCGUAUGGAUGAGAAGAAGAAUGUCGGUGGUGGCAAAGUCAUUCGUCUUGUUGGAAGCAUCGACGUGGCAUCAAAGAGUGUCAAGGUUGGCCUCGAGAUUUUUGACCCUUCCCACCCAAUUGCCGCCUUGAAGGGAAGCGACAACAUAAUUUCUUUCUACACAAAGCGAUACGGGGACAAGCCGCUCAUUGUCCAAGGCGCUGGCGCCGGAGGCGAUGUGACCGCUAUGGGAGUGACUGCGGAUCUGAUCAAGGUUAUUGCCCAGAUUACCUGA
Ustilaginoidea virens is the source of this 1092-nucleotide messenger RNA. RefSeq lists its product as uncharacterized. The coding region runs from base 1 to 1092 and encodes 363 amino acids. The transcript is spliced from 2 exons. Lineage: Eukaryota; Fungi; Ascomycota; Sordariomycetes; Hypocreales; Clavicipitaceae. Gene Ontology annotation, molecular function: aspartate kinase activity; NADP binding; homoserine dehydrogenase activity. The record is from RefSeq and is a predicted model, not a curated record. Gene Ontology annotation, biological process: aspartate family amino acid biosynthetic process; L-homoserine biosynthetic process.